Messenger RNA from Fusarium falciforme, 858 nucleotides. RefSeq lists its product as hypothetical. The coding region runs from base 1 to 858 and encodes 285 amino acids. The record is from RefSeq and is a predicted model, not a curated record. The transcript has 4 exons. Lineage: Eukaryota; Fungi; Ascomycota; Sordariomycetes; Hypocreales; Nectriaceae.
AUGACGACGCACCUCGAGUUUAACAAAACGACCACCUGUGAUGAGGUUGUUGAAGCAUUUGCCGAGAAUGUUGUCGGCAAGACGAUCCUCGUCACCGGAGUCUCGCCCAAUGGUCUCGGCGAGGCGCUGGUAAAGGCUCUUUCAACAAAGAAGCCCGCAAAGUUGAUCUUCAUGGCGCGAUCUACUGCCAAGGCUGAAUCAGUUGACCAAGCCAUCAAAGAAGACAUGAUCAACCCUCCAUCGAUUGAUAUUGUGCAGAUGGAUCUGUCUUCCACCGCUUCCGUGCAAGCUGCAGCCGAGGCUCUUAAACAACACCGGCGCAUCGACAUCUUGAUCAAUAAUGCUGGAGUCAUGGCGUUGCCCAACCGCACAUUGUCUACAGAUGGAUAUGAAAUGCAUUUUGCGACCAACUUCCUUGGCCAUUGGCUCUUUACCAACCUCCUCAUGUCAAAGUUGACCAACGGUGGACAAGUCGUCAAUGUUACGUCUGGAGGGUACAUGGUUUGCCCCAUCCGAUUUCAUGAUCUUGAAUGGGAGGGCAACAAGCGAUUGCCAGAAGAAGAACAGAGAUUCGGGAGUAGAGGCAUCACGGCUAUCAGUGCAGCCCCAGGAGUCGUUGUGACAGAGUUGCAGAGGCAUAUAAACGGAUUCCGCAACCCGACCAUGGAGUACAAAUCUGCCUCUCAAGGUGCAGCCACUUUUCUGGUUGCUGCUCUGGAUCCCGCUCUUCAAGCCCAUAACGGCGCCUAUGUUGAUGAUUGCCAGGUGGCCGAGAUUACAUCUGUCCAUGUGCAGGAUGCAGAGGUUGCCGAUAGGUUGUGGAAGGCUGCUGAAAGAAUGACUGGCUUGACGUUUUAG